Molecule: messenger RNA, 1952 nt
Organism: Lineus longissimus
Lineage: Eukaryota; Metazoa; Nemertea; Pilidiophora; Heteronemertea; Lineidae
Product: zinc finger protein 706-like
Exons: 4
Coding region: 92-322 (76 amino acids)
Source: RefSeq, a predicted model, not a curated record
CAAUUGUUCUACUUCCGGUUUUGAAAUACUUUGUGCGACGUGUAUUUUCCCUCCAGUAAAUUUCCCUGUGUAGCUAUAGCAACCAGACAAAAUGGCCCGCGGACAUCAGAAAGUGCAGUCGCAGCAGAAGAAUCUGGAAAAGCAGCAGAAAUUGAAGAAAGCUCAGGGUCACGACCAGAAAAAGGCAGCAGCCGCAGCCCUUGUCCACCAGUGUACCGUGUGCAAGUCAAUGAUGGGUGACUUGAAGACGUACAGACAACACUUUGAAAACAAACAUCCUGGCAAAGCACUACCAGAUGUGCUGGCUGCGGAGCAGGCGUGAGGGUCCAAGAGAAUUAUAGUACCUCAGUUCAAGUUCCAUAGUGUAACAUAUUUUCAACAGAACUAUGUAGCCCCAUAUCAAGAAAAGAAACAGGUGGAUUUCAUUGGGAGUUGUGUCUUCUGAGAGAGUGUUAGGAUAUAAUUUGGAGGAGGUUCCCAGUGAGGUAAUAAAGUUUCCCAGUGUUUUGGUAAAUAGUAAAGAAGUUUCCCAGUGUAGUGAAGGAGCAGUCUUUCUCUCAUUAUAAUAGUGGGUCUGGUUGUUCAAAACAGUGAGAGUUGCUUACUUUGAAUUAGCACCAUCUUGGUUUAGUUUUCUCAGUAAAUAGCCCUGGAAACUGUACACUGAGGUCAUGCUCAUGUCAAGAUAGUUAAAUAAAAGCUGUUUUCAACAAUCCAGAUUUUGUCCCGAAGUACUUAAUAGUUUCCACCAGUUUAAAUGACCAUUAUUUCUUUGUCCCUUUGAGAGAUAGUUCACGAAAACGUUCUGAAAUUUCAUCAAUCAGUUUAUAAUAUAUAUUCUCUCACGUGAAUGUUUGUACAUAGUCUAACUGUAUAUUAAUGUUACCAAAAAUAUGUAAGCUUGUCUUCUACCAACCCUCAUCUGACUACCGUUAUGUAAAAUUAUAAUAUUAAGAUUAAGAAAUUCAUGAUAUGCUUUAUAAUGCCAAGUUGAUGUCUCCAUAGACAGUGAAAGGUUUGAAAAAAACAGAUUUGAAGAAAAGUUAAUUUGUUGUGUAUAAAUACAAGUCUACGUCUUGAUUUGAAAAGCAAGAAAGUUUCCAAAAAUUGCAGUUUUACCUGGGGUGCCUGUGUGAUUUCUGACUCUGAUUUCCUAUCUGGUUUGAAGCAUUAUACUUUUAGUCUUUGUGUAUGUUUUCCAAGUGAAGUUCAAUCAGCUGUUGAUACUGUAAGACAAUUGUUGUGCGUCUGAGUUGGUGCCUGAUUUCAGAUAACUGAGCCUGCAUUUCAGAGGAAAAAUGUUAUGUAAUUCUGUGUAGCUUAAAGGCAUCACUAAAGAGAUUCAAUACUGUACGCCAAUUCACUAUCGAUCUUUAUAUCGUCUUGUAUACGGUUGACGAUGGGAUUUUCGAAUAAUUAUCCGGUGGUUGGGCUUAAUGCUGCCCCUGUGUGUAACUGUGAGCUUCGUGUUAUUUGGUUCACAUGGCAGAAUGUUCACAGCUGUCAUUGAAAAUUUUACUCUGACCGAACGAAAAGAUUCAAAAGGUUGCUGCAGCCAUAUGGAGUGACAUGUCUUGACAUCCGUCAUCAAAUAUUUGGUUUAUGAAGAAUUGAUGGCUGCUCACAGUUUCGAUUGUUUCUAUUGCCGAUCAUGGACUGAAAUUUCAUCUCUGUUAGUAAUCAGUAGGCCUACUUAUGUAUUUAUUUGGUGCCAGUCAAAAACACAGUUGUGAAGUUUGGUUUAUGUUGACCCUGAUGAUCUGAAAGGAAGGACUCAUGAACUCACUAUUACUAAAAUGAGAUGUAACAAGCACUUUGAUUGGUUUGGACAGAAACAUUUGACCAGAACCGACCAAUCAAGGGCUGCUUGACAGCUAGGAGUUUUCUUUGUGAUGUCAUUUCUUCAUUCUGGUUUCAUUCUUCGGGUAAAUAAAUUUGUGUCAUAAUUUUUA